Caenorhabditis elegans is the source of this 1233-nucleotide messenger RNA. It is a transcript of the gene K04C1.3, whose product is annotated as Fork-head domain-containing protein. Gene Ontology annotation, biological process: regulation of DNA-templated transcription. Gene Ontology annotation, molecular function: DNA-binding transcription factor activity; sequence-specific DNA binding. The record is from RefSeq and is marked reviewed. NCBI's taxonomy places the organism in Eukaryota, Metazoa, Nematoda, Chromadorea, Rhabditida, Rhabditidae. The coding region runs from base 3 to 947 and encodes 314 amino acids. The transcript has 6 exons.
AAAUGACUCCAAAUUUGGAAUAUGAAAAGUCUCCACAAAGUUUUUCCUCAAAACUGAGAAGUACAGAAAAUCAAGCCGCAAACCAUAAAGGACACACGUUAUCGCAUUUUUUGAAGAUUGUGGUGCAUCACACUCAAGAUUUUGUACUUGAAGAAACUCCAAGUAGCGCAUCCAUUCCUGAUGUUCAAUACAAGAUUGCCAAUCUGAAAUGCCCGAUUUGUAGUAGAGAAAAGUCAAACAACACGGAACUCCUAAGACACUACCUUCAACAUUUCAUUAAAAUUGAAGAAGCCAGAUACAUGCAAUUGGGAGUUAUUCACAAAGAUAAUUAUGCUUCUUUAAAAGAGGCUAUGAAUGUUCAAACAAGAAGUAGUUAUAUUAAAAAAAAAGUCGAAAAUUCCGAUUUCACACUGAACUGCUCAUUUGGCUCUCCGUUGGCAUCUUUUUUGGCAAUUGAGUCUUUGAAGAUUUAUAUGGACAAACCACCAAACUCCAAAUAUCAACGUAGAUAUGCACUAAUUGAAUUGAAGAGUGUGGAAAGAAGUUUCAAACUAUUUUUCGACUUCACAUGGAUUGAGAAGAACAUUUUCAGAUUCCGUGAAAACCGAAGACGCAAGCAGAAUAAACGAAACAACGUUGUGACAGUGAAGCCCAUGUUGCUACAAAAGAAAACGGUUCAGCCGAAUGUGAAUCGUCCAUCAAUCAGUUUUCAUCAGUGUCUGGCGCAAGCUUUGAUUUUUCCAACCGACUUAACUGAAGACAUUCUUCUGAAGGAAACCACACAAACCGCUUCAAAUGAACAGAAAACAAUAACAUCACAACCGGCAGCUUCUUCUAACGUGUUCAACAGAAACAAUUCCGACGAAAAUUUGCUUUUCGAGCUCAUGCAGGACACCAAAACUCGCUCGGCAAAAAAGCGUGUUCUCGAAAUCGUCAACAAAAAAUGAUUUCACAUUUUCAAAUCAACACGAAGAUCUCAAGUAAUUGCAAUAUCUGCCAUACUUUCGUCAUCUCAAUUUUGUGUCUUUUUUCAAGUGUCUGUUAAUAAUUUCUAUGUAUUUUGCACCCUGUGUUUCUUAAUUUCUCCUUUCUUCUUGUACUGCAGAUUUGUCUUUUCCAACUUAAUAACUGUGUGCAUCAGACAAUUUUGACUUUCUUGCAAUUUUAAUUUAAUGGAAGUUCGCAAAUUUAUAAUUAUCACCAUUCAUAACGUUUUAAAAAUAAAAUCGCGUC